This is a messenger RNA of Penicillium olsonii, 5670 nucleotides long. The record is from the annotation of a GenBank genome assembly. NCBI's taxonomy places the organism in Eukaryota, Fungi, Ascomycota, Eurotiomycetes, Eurotiales, Aspergillaceae.
AUGCUCGACCGCCGUCUUGACGAUGACGUGAGUGUCGUUGCCUGUAGCUUUUGUUUAUCUGUUCGUUUUGAUUUUCUUUUUCAUCGAAGUGUCUUGUUGGAUGAUCUGCUAAAGCUCUCUGGAUACGACACAGUCAACCCUUCCAUAAUGGCGGACUCACAGAGCCCCGAGGCUCGCGAGUUGACCCUGAUAGGCAAGGUGGAAUUCAGAAUUGCCAUGGCAGACACAGAUGAGAAGCUGCAGACGUUACUAGGUACCUAUUUGGCACCCUUGUUGCUGAAAUUGAGCUCUGAAAGCGUGGAUGUGCGCAACAAAAUCAUCUCGGUCUGCCAGCAUGUCAACACCCGAGUCAAAAACCCCUCUAUUCAGCUCCCCGUCGCAGCUCUGCUGAAGCAAUUCAAAGAGCAAAAAUCCCAACUUGUCAGACACUUCGAUCUCAUCUAUGCCCAACAAGGCAUCGAUCGUCUUGGUUCAGAGGCUAGAGUCGACAUCCUGCUCCCUUUGCUCCAGGGCAUCUCACAAAUUGGGACCUCGCCCACUCAAGGUGCCAUUGUGUUCAACCUGGUCUUGCGCUUGUUGCCGCUUCUGAAAAUCCCAUCGAAGGGCAGCGAGGAAGACCGAGCCCUUAAAGAUCGCCUUGGUAUGUCGGAUGAGGAUUCUCAGUUCUUGUCCUUCUGGUUGGCUAAAUUGCUGCUUCUUACCCCCGGCCCAAAGGAGACUACAACAUGCCCUGGUCUCUCACCCGACGAAUAUACAUUCUUGAAUAAGGGCCUUCCUGCAAAUGAGACAUGGAACCCCUCCGCAGAUGGCGGUUUGAACUUGACCGAAACAAAGGUCACCGCUCUCCGAUUCAUCGGCAGUGGUGCCUUUGAAGAUCCCCAACGCUUCCUACCUUCCUUAAUUGCAUCCGCCGAUGCCAACUCCCGGCUCGCUGAUCUGGGAGAUGAGACUCUCAAGCGAUUUACAGCGGACAUUGAGAACCCCGAUGUUGUCCAAGAGCUCUACGAUAUGUAUUUUGGUACUCCUGGAGCGCCGCCCGCCCGACCACCCCUCCAAGUGAAGCUUCUAGUUUUCCUCGGCAAAUCUGUCAAAGCGACUUCAGAUCCACGUAGGAUCAUGAAACUCGUUGAGGAGGGACUUCUGUCUGAUUCUGCGAGGUCCGCACAAGGGUUACAAGCAUCGAAAUUGCGGACUCAAAUAUUCACAUUCACUACUUGGGUGGUCCGUAUGGGCGCACCAUCCGACCUCAAGGAAAUCGCACCCAAGCUCAUCGCGGGCUUGAAGGACUUCAUCCAGUCGCAGCAAUGGCCUAGCCCAGCAGCCAGCGGGCAAAAGCUGCCUACAACAGAUCUUAGCCUGCGAGGUCUUGCCUACGAAAGCAUAGGUAUCAUGGUACCCAAGGUCGACUUCUCUUUGGAAUCCGAUGAAGAAAAUUUCGAGUUCAAUCUUGUCCGAUGGCUCUUUGCGUCUUUGAGCGCGGACGACUCGAGCUCGGAGAUUUUUGUCAGCAUCGACCAGGCGUUGGGAAGUAUUCUCAAUUCGUCACUGGACAGCCACGACGAAACUUUCCAGAACCAGUUGCGACCAUUCCUUGUUCGCCAAAUGAGCAUGCAACCCGGGGAUGUUGACCCGGAUACUGGAUAUCGCGCCGUUCGAGGGGUUCAGUAUGCUGCAGUGCGGUUUGCUAAUCGUUUCCUUCCGUUCUCCGAUGUCGUAGCUCGCUGGAUUGACCUUAUGGCCAUUGCAAGAGGCCCAGAGAGACAGCAAGAAAUUGUCGAGGAAGGCAAGAAGGGUCUUCACCCAUACUGGUACCGACUCCUCAACCCAGCCAAAGAUGGGAAAUGGUCCGCAUCGGCAGAAGCGCCAAAACAAGAUGGAUCUUGGUUUGAUUUCCCAAAUUUCGAUGAGGCUACUCAAUUCCUGCUUGGGGCGGGUGGCCAAGAGGAACAUAUGAAUGUUCAGGCUAUGUCUGCAUCACAGCUUUUAUCCGGCCCCUACAAAGGUUCCUUUGUUCCCACCGUCUCAUUCCUUCGCAAUACCUUGCUGUGGGAAGCUUUCUCUGCCGCGGGGAUUGCGGCUGAAUUAGAACAGGAUUGGGACUAUAAGCUAGAAGUGCUUCUUUCUACAAGCCCAGAAGCCCGAGCUGCGGUGAGACAGUACAUCCAGAAGCAUGCAAAGCAGUCUGUGAUGACACUUCUGUCUGGUACUCUCCAAGGCCUCGUAACGGGCGCCCCCGGAGGUCUGCGCCAAUGUGGUACUCAUUUUGUUGAAAUCUGCUCACUAGCCCCAAAUGAUGUGGUCGAGGAAUUGAUUUCGCGCGCGAGUUCUUUGAUGGAGCCUAUCUGCAGCAACAAUCAGGACAACCAGGGUGUCACAGCGCGUGCCUUUGGUAUCCUGGUGUCGCAUCCUGCCUUCCCGGAAGAACAGUUGAGAAGUUUCACGGCCCAAUUGAGCAGUGCUAUUCAAUCAUGGAAUACUGCCGUUGGCUCAGAGGUGAUGCGAGUUCGUGGCGCAAUCUUGGCACUCUCGUAUUUGCUAAGUAGACUUGCGUACCGAGGAAUCUUGAACAGGAUUCCAGCGGAGCAGGUCAAGCAGUUCGUUGAGAAUGUUUUCGACAUCUUAGAUGCAUCUCGGGAUACCCUUCUUCAGAGAACCGCGCAAGAGACCAUUGGUCAGCUGAGUGUAUCUGGAGUACUAUCUCUAGACAUUCUUUCCGACGAAGGCUGGAAAAAGAUCCAAGACAAACUCUCUCGCGACGCCAAGACCGAGAACCAAGUCCCCAUCAGCUCCCUCGGUCUGCUGACCUUGACAUUUUCCAGAGCUGGCUCAGAGAAUACUUUGUUCAACGCCUUCCUCGAGUCCGUUUACAGUCUGCAUGAGAUUCGGAGCCCUGAGGUUCAAUUCACCGUGGGCGAGGCCUUGAGCAAUGUCGCCACUGGAUGGGAUUCUCGCGCCCUCAUCCAGGACUUCGACAUCGAUGCCGAGUUCCCUCACUCCGAUGUCCCUCGCGCUGUAUUUGUGCAAAUCUGCGACAAGAUCAUUGCUGACUGCAUCGCGCCCAAGCCAUCUCUUCGGAAGGCGUCUGCAAUCUGGCUCUUGUCACUGGUCAAGAAUUGUGGCCACAUGCAGGAAAUGCAGGAACGAUUGCGCAAAUGCCAAGCGACUUUCAGCAGCCUGCUUGGGAAUCGGGACGAGGUGGUGCAGGAAACCGGUGCGCACGGACUCAGCCUUGUAUAUGAGAUUGGCGACCAAUCCCUGAAGGAUGAUCUGGUCCGAGACUUGGUUGAUUCAUUUACUGCGACUGGCCCUAAUCUCGGCGGUGGCAAGGUCGAUGCUGACACCCAGCUAUUUGAACCCGGCGCCCUGCCCACUGGCGAAGGAAACUCGGUCAACACUUAUAAGGACAUUAUGAACCUGGCUGCUGAGGCUGGUGACCCGACUUUGGUUUACAGAUUCAUGUCACUAGCCUCGAACAAUGCCAUAUGGACCAACCGUGCUGCCUUUGGCCGAUUUGGAAUCAGCACCAUCUUCUCUGACUCGAGUGUUGAUGGCUACUUGGCGAAGAACCCCAAGAUUUACCCCAAGCUGUUCCGCUACAGAUUUGACCCCAAUCCUAAUGUGCAGCGAUCCAUGAACACGAUCUGGCAAGCCUUGGUCAAGGACCCUACUGUUGUUAUUGACACUCAUUUCGAUGACAUUAUGCAAGAUCUCCUGAAAAGCAUUCUCGCUGGUCGUGAAUGGCGUGUUCGGCAAGCAAGCUGCGCUGCGGUGGCAGACCUCAUCCAAGGCCGCCGUCCGGAGAAGUUCACCCACUACCUUGACGAAGUCUAUAGCAAGGCGUUCAAGCUACUGGACGAUAUCAAAGAGUCCGUCCGAACUGCCGCACUCAAGCUCUGCCAAACCAUCACCAACUCCGUGAUUCGCACACUUGAGACAAGUGGAACAGAAAAGCGAGCAGCUACACUUCUCAAAAGUGCUAUUCCAUUCCUGUUGAGUGAUAAAGGACUAGACGCUAGCGCUGAGGAGGUACAAACCUAUGCGAUCGGUGCGCUCAUCUCAAUGAUCAAGAAAAGCCCCGGCAGCUUACUGCGCCCGCAUGUCCCCAACAUGCUGGAAAAGUUCCUGAGCGCCCUUAGUUCUUUGGAACCCCAAGCUGUCAAUUAUGUUCAUCUCAAUGCCGACAAAUACGGUCUGACCGGUCAAGACAUUGACAAGAUGCGCUUGUCCAGCAUCCGCACGUCCCCCAUGAUGGAGGUGAUUGAGAGAUAUUUGAUCGACAAUCUGGAUGAAAGUAAUCUCGAUGAGCUGGCACAGAGACUCGAAGAUGUGCUGCGGUCGGCGGUCGGCCUGCCAUCCAAGGUCGGCUGCAGUCGUGUCUUGGUUCUCCUUAGCAUGAAGACGUUGAUGUUCCGGCCUUAUGCCGACCGAUUUAUCCAAAUCCUGAUCAAGUAUGUGGUCGACCGAAACGAGACCGUCAGCGCAUCCUACUGCUCAUCCAUAGGCUACCUCUUGCGGCUCGCUUCCGACGACCGCGUCCUCAAGACCCUUGAGUUCGCGAAAAAUCUCUACCUCACAGCUGAGGACGCAGCGCCUCGAGUCAUUUCCGGAGAAAUUCUCUACUCAGCCUCCAAGCUGUCCAAUGACCGAUUCGUGGCAUUUGCAGCGAGCGCAAUGCCAUUCGUUUUUGUGUGCAAGCAUGAUGGCGACGAGCAUGUGAAAGACCAAUUCGAGAAAACUUGGCAGGACAACGUUGGUGGCUCACGCGCUGUGUCGCUCUACAUUCGUGAGAUUGUCGGCCUUGUUUCGGACAAUUUGGACUCUCCCCGGUGGGCUAUCAAACAUACGGCCGCACGGGCGAUAGCGCAGGCCGUGCUGUCACUUGACACGGAGAUUGAUCUGACGACCACACAAUUGGUUUGGCCUGUGCUGGAGCGCGCGCUGGCGGGAAAGACCUGGGAGGGUAAAGAGGUGGUACUAAAGGCGCUAGUGAAAUUUAGCAGCCAGGCAAAGAAAUGGCAGGCUAACAAGGAAAAUGCCCUCAAGACGAUUACGGUUCGCGAAGCGAAGCGAGCUAACGUUUUGUACCGGCCGCACGGAUUACGGGCUAUGGGUGAGAUCGCACAGGCACGCAAAGAUUUGAAUUUUAUGCCUGAUGCGCUGAAUAUCAUUCCUUCCGUGGUGGAAGAAAUGUGCGAGGAGGAUCAAAUGGAGGUAGAGUCUAAACAUGGCUCGAUCCAGGAUGAUACCCUUGCAGCGUGUAUACAAUGCCUCCUGCAAUGUUUCAAGCCCGAUUCAGAAAAAGCGUCGGGAGAGUACGUGGAACAGGUGACCGGUCUCCUGGACCAGGUCCUCCAACACGGUGGACGACAGGUCGUCAGCACGGGCUACGAAGAGCUCCGAGCGUUUUUCACUCGAGUGGAUCAGUGGAUCUCGGAUGCCUCCGGUGAGCGACAGGCUGUCCCCGUGAACUCUCUCUCCAAACUUCUCGUACGGGAACUGGAUGGAUCUGUCGAGGCCAUCCGCAAGGGUCGUGCAGAAGCUAUUCUGGCAUACCUGAAACUCCAGCCGGCGCCCGAUGCACUGGUUGUCAGUCUUCGGGAAUGGAGAGCCAGCGAGCGCUCUGGAACGGUGCAACGGCUCCUCGACGAAGCCCUAAACCACGUGGCGUGA